Molecule: messenger RNA, 4124 nt
Organism: Topomyia yanbarensis
Lineage: Eukaryota; Metazoa; Arthropoda; Insecta; Diptera; Culicidae
Gene: Rim2
Product: mitochondrial carrier protein Rim2
Exons: 6
Coding region: 833-1894 (353 amino acids)
Biological process (GO): mitochondrial transport; pyrimidine nucleotide import into mitochondrion
Cellular component (GO): mitochondrial membrane; mitochondrion
Molecular function (GO): pyrimidine nucleotide transmembrane transporter activity
Source: RefSeq, a predicted model, not a curated record
ACCACCAGAGUGAGAAGAAGUGAAAAUUUGCGUGUGUGCUAAUAUUCAAAACAAAAAUAUACUCUCAAAAGCAGUGCUAAAGUGAAGCAAGGAGGAAGAAUAAUAAAAAUCGAAAGUGAUUGAUGAUAAUUGUGGGUAAAUAAUUAGAACACUGAUCGUGUGCAUUAAGUGAUUAUAAAUUCUUGCGAUCGUCAGGAACUUGGUCUUAGUUUUCAUCCGUACUUUGAACUAAGCGGAACGUAACCUUACUUUUACGAAAGCGUAAACCGCUCGCAGAGGAAACCAGGACUCCGGUUUGUGGAAUUGGUCCUAGCUUGGUGCUUUUAUUCUCAAUUUGCUAGAUAAAACAACCAGCCAGAAUUCAAGGAACCGGUUUAAAAAUCAGCUACAGUCACUCUUCUGUGAUUACAUCACAGCGCUCUCGAGAGCUGCUCCUCCACCGCGGUGGGUCGUCGUGUAGCAAGUAGCGCUAGCACUAUAGUGCUUUGGCCCCACCGUCAUAGGAGUCGACACGGGUGAGCGGAAAGUGUACCUGGUUGCGAAAUUGUGUCUACCAGGAGGAAAUGUGACAUUACGUUGGGGGAUUGGCGUUCUAAAUUUGUGCUAAUAGAAAGGAUACGCAUAUAAUAAAACCCCAAAUAAAAGGAAGAGUAUUGCUAUACCGGAUUGGAAAAGAUUUUUUUGAAUUUUUGCGAAGGGAAUAAAGUGGCGAGGUAUAGAGACUAUAGCAAUAAUAGGAAAAAAUAAGAACUGUCGUGUUUGUGUGUGAGUGUACUCCAACUUGACGAUACACGGUAAAGACAUAAACACCAAAACUGACUCAGGAUAAAGUAUGACACAGCGAGAACGAGAUACAUUCAUUCAUCUGUUCGCUGGAGGUAUCGCAGGUACUGCCGGCGCUGUCGUAACAUGUCCACUGGAAGUGGUCAAAACGCGUCUGCAAAGCUCGUCCGCCUCGUUCAUCCAUAGCAUACCGAGCCGGAUUGCUACGGACAACGGUAAACUACCCACCGGGAACGAGCACCAUUCGAGACAGCGAGUAUGUGCCAGUACGAUCCUGAGCCGGCGGCGCCCAUCGGUCCUUGCUAUCCCACAGUGCGGCAUCUCGACAUCGGUCCAGUCAAUCUCAAUCUGGCAAUGCUUGAAGCACAUUGUCCAAACCGAAGGUUCGCGGGCUCUCUUCAAGGGUCUCGGCCCGAACAUUGUCGGUGUCGCCCCAUCCCGUGCGAUCUACUUCUGUGCAUAUUCGAAGGCAAAAAAUGCCUUGAAUACCCAUGGCAUCAUACCAGCCAACUCGCCAUUGGUGCACAUCAUGAGUGCCUCCUGUGCCGGCUUUGUAUCGGCCACCCUCACCAAUCCAAUCUGGUUUGUCAAAACGCGUCUGCAGCUGGACUACAACGCCGAGGGCAAAAUGACCGUGUCGGAGUGCGUAAAGCGAAUUUACGCGACCCAGGGGCUGCGAGGCUUCUACAAAGGCAUCACUGCUAGUUACUUCGGAAUCUCGGAAACGGUGAUCCACUUCGUCAUUUACGAGGCGCUGAAAAAGAAACUGACUGAACUGCGUCAUUCACGUCCUGGCGAUGAUAAAACUUCCCGAGAUUUCCUUGAGUUUAUGGCUGCUGGUGCCACGUCCAAGACGAUAGCCUCCAUCAUCACCUAUCCCCACGAGGUCGCUCGCACUCGGCUACGUGAAGAGGGCAGCAAGUAUCGCAGCUUCUGGCAGACAAUCUUUACCGUUGGGAAGGAGGAAGGAAAAGGAGGAUUGUACCGGGGCCUCGGAACGCAACUUGUGCGCCAGAUUCCGAAUACUGCAAUCAUGAUGGCAACAUACGAGGCAGUUGUUUACGUACUGUCGAACCAGCUGAACACCGGCAGUCUGAUUGUGAGCAACUGAGGGCAGGAGUUUAGUGAGUCCAAAGGUAGCAGCGAUGACGGAACCUAUCGUUUUCCAGCCCUGGCGGCACUGUUGUUCCGUGAUAGUGGUGGACACGGCGUGAAAGUUUGCGGAGCGACAGAGGAGCUCGAAUCUGUAUUCGUUGUACAUUGUAUAUGUGAUUUCUUCGUAGACCUCUAAGGUCUAUCCGUUGAAAUAUUGGAGAGAAAAAAGGGAGAAAGGUAGUCAGAAGUUGAGUUAUGGUUUUGUUUACUGUAUCGUUGUUUAUAUACACCAAGUUAAGAAUAUUUAUACAAGAAUAAUUAUAUUUUGCAAAAACGAACAAACUUAGGUUUAAGAAAAGGCAACGUAUGCACUGAAGAUUGCUUAAAAAAGCGAAUCAUAAUGAAGAGUAAUUAUUACUUUAACAACAUUGUCUAGUGUAGUAGUGAGAGAAGAUUACAAAUCUUGAUUGACUGAGAGACUGACUGUGUUUUAGAUUAAGCGAUUGUGUAUAUUGCCUUUGGUUUUUAUCUUUUCGGUUCUACGGAAGAGCGCUUUUUGUUAGUUUGUUUUCAAAGUCUAACUAUUAGUGGCACUUACAUAUAUUACUUUUGUUUACAAAUUCUGUUAUCCUCUGGUCCGAAAGCACGAAGUUGGUAAGAAAUUAUAUUAAUUUUUUAUUUGAACUUCAAAAUGCUUUAUACGAAAUUCUAGUACAAAAUAGGUGUAGUUCGUGCAGGAUUUGUUCUACAAAUUUCUGCGAGCCCAAUUCAACCGAUUCUAGUAUCGACAGAUCGAAAUUAUGUUAACGAAAAUAUUUGCCACUUAAUGUUAGCAACAGUAGCUAUAGCCCUAUAAGUGCAUGUUUAUGCUGAUUUUGCAUUUCUAGGGUUUCUGAUUUGAUUGCUUGUUUAUUUCAAUUGAACAUUACGGACAAAGGAGUACGCAGCGCCUGCUUCGAGGCAUUUGUUUGGUUUUGUUAUCCUUGUAAAUAAAUUACUUUCUAGAGAGACCAUACUAUUAGGAACCUAAAACCGUUCAGUAAAAGUGGUUUAGUCGCGUAAAAGCUAUUUUCACGGUUUGAUAGCAUUCCGAUGGAUGUUUCACAGAAGCAUUUAUUCGACCAUCCUUAUUAGUAGAAAAAAGAAACAUAAAUGAAGACGGUGACCUAUCCAUAUCGUGCUUUGUACCAUUUUAUCGAGCUCGUCGUAAAAACCAUUGAACCAAACCUACAACCUUUUUGGCGACUAGAAGACUUUUAUAGAUGCUGUGAUCUACUUUAAUCAUUAGAAUAAUUUGUGGGAUUUUUACUGGGUAAACAUGUUUCCUUUUCACCAGAGAUAAACAUUGGACAGGAAUUGUGAAAUCUAACUUAUCAUUAGCAUUACGUGUACAUCAGAGAGCUUAUCUCGUAAUUUGCUUCGAUUUAUUGUUCGAGAUGCUCAAGAAUGACGACAACCAAAGUCAACACAAAUCUAGUGCACAACUAUCCAGUCGUAACAUAGUUCAAGCGUUCAAUCGUAUGCAUUAAUAUGAAAUACAACGACACCAUAUAUUACAGUAAGAAAGUGCGCGCAACAAGUAUCGAAACACCGUAAAUUUUGUGCCAAGAAAUGGUUUUAAUAAUGCAUAAAACAAAUUCAAAACUCACAAUGAAAAUUAACACAACACGAGAGUUAACGUCUGACCUAUCUCAAUUUUGCAGUGGCUGUGAGCAGCACUAUUGCACAGUGAAAUCAGGUCACUUUUAGUUACGACUGCAAACUCAAUUGCCCUGAAAAGUUGAUCGUACGCCAAAAGUAAAAUGUCGAUGGCCUUUCGUACUUGUUGCUAAGCGCUGGCGUGCAAUACUGCAGGACGCAGGGAAAAUUGUAGAAAAAAUCUAAACGCACCGAGAACUGGUUAAUUCGACGUGCUCAUUGACAACAACGUAUAACGUCAGCUAUAUCGGAGUAUCGAAGGUAUUACUCGGGAUUUAGAAAAGGAAAUGUUGUAAAAAUCAUAAUUCACUUACCCGCUAGUGUGGUGUACUAUUUGAACAGAAUAGAUCAUAGGGCAGUAUAUUAUACAGAAUCUGAUGAACAACACAAUUCUGCAAACACAAUAUGCCUAACGCUUUAAACCAAUAUAAUUAUUGGAACAUUUUUGUUUUAUAUUAAUGUAAUCAUACUAUUCAUAGACGAUACGAGAACAUUGUAUUGAACCUAUUUUAAGAUGAAUAUAAUAAUAUAAAAGUAAUACUGCACAA